Daldinia childiae is the source of this 996-nucleotide messenger RNA. RefSeq lists its product as uncharacterized. The record is from RefSeq and is a predicted model, not a curated record. NCBI's taxonomy places the organism in Eukaryota, Fungi, Ascomycota, Sordariomycetes, Xylariales, Hypoxylaceae. The transcript has a single exon. Bases 1 to 996 code for a protein of 331 amino acids.
AUGGCUUCCAAAGAUGGCAACCGAGUAGACACUGGGGAGGGGAACACUGAUGCGACGAACACCGACAAAGCCAGUUCCAACAAGUUGAAAGUCCCUCCGAUAUUUAGAGAGGCUGCUGAAUAUAAAGUCGCCCUCGAAAUUCAUGGAGAGCACCUUGAAGCCCAUCGCAAUCAGCUGAAUGAAAUCCAAAAGAGGCACAACUUGGCAAUAGAUGAGAUGAUGCCUAAGUUGAGCCUUAUGGGAGGGUCUCUACAAUCCAUGAUGGAAUCCAUGCAGCUAAAGGUUGAUCGUCUUCGUGAUAUUCGUUUGGAAAUCGAACGUAACCAGGCUGCAGAGGAGGUUAACACGAAGCCAGUCACGGAGGAGACUAUGGCAAUGACCCUAAAUCCACAAGUACUCAAUGCUAUGGGGCUUCGUGAUCUAUCGAACCUGGUCAGUCGCGAAGUAAUCAAGCUGGUUUGCGAAUUGGCUAUUCGAGGCGCUCCUAUCACAACCCCUUCUACACCUCUACCUCCCGUGACACCCGUUCCAGCCACGCCUUUUAUAACGAUGCCUCCUAUAACGGUACCUCCUACUGCAUCUCCCCCUACGCCGUCUACUAUUAUACAGCCUUCUCCCGAAUUACGCCCUGCCUUUUCAUCGCCGCAGAAGACCUACAAAGAGCGACAGAAGGAGAGGCGCAAGCAGAAGAAGGCAGAGAAGGCGAAACUUCAAAAGAAACAAGCUCUCAAAUCGGUAAACGCCAAAGUACAGACGAUUCGUAAGGUCAUGAAGGAGAAGAAGCUAGUCAUGAAGAGGGCCAUUAAGAGACGUCGUUCGCGACAAAUGAAAGAAGAGGUGAUGGGAUCGCGUACGGUUAAGACUAUAAGACUUAGGCUACGGAGGACAGAAUAUGCGAUCCGUUCGGUCCGUACUCUUCUCGAAUGGAUGCGCGCGGUUAGGACGUUUGACAUGGAAAUUCGUCGGAGACUACGAAUAAGACGCGUACGCAUUUAG